Messenger RNA from Prunus persica (peach), 1077 nucleotides. Its product is annotated as RPM1-interacting protein 4. Lineage: Eukaryota; Viridiplantae; Streptophyta; Magnoliopsida; Rosales; Rosaceae. Bases 338 to 682 code for a protein of 114 amino acids. The record is from RefSeq and is a predicted model, not a curated record. The transcript has 3 exons.
CCAUUGACCCACACAAACACCCCCUCUUCUCUCUCCUCUCCUCCCCCUUCUUAUUCUUUAGCUGACCUCACCUGAGAAAAGCAGGACUCAUCAUCUUCUUCUUCAUUAUCAUCAUUAUCAUUCAUCAACACCUUCAAUACUGAACAGCUUGAAAUCCCUAAAAGUAGCAAAAGCAGUCGCCUUUUUCGUCUUUGUUCUCCAGAAAUCUCAAAGCGAAAGCCAUGGGGGUAAGCUGCCAAGUCCUUUGAUUUCUUUACUGCGUCCGUUUGCUGUGUUUGAUCUGAGACGCUUGAGUUUCUGUGGAGCGAUUCAUUCCACUUUCAGUUUUCUGGUGUUGAUGAAAUCAAUAUAUAGUCCCCCCCCUGAUGCUUUAAAUUCCCUUCAUAUCCAUUUGGUUUCUAAUUUUGAACAGAAGCUUCUCAUGUAUGAAUAUGAUGUAUCUAAGUGGUGUUUGUGGUUUUCUGAAAAGGGUGUGCCGUUGCCAAAAUUUGGUGAAUGGGACGUCAAUGAUCCAGCAUCAGCUGAGGGAUUCACUGUAAUCUUCAACAAGGCUAGGACUGAGAAAAAGGAAGGUGGAAGACCUGACUCACCAUCAAAGGAUGACCACGCAUUUAAGCACGGAGCAGUUCUUGGAAAGCCUCCAGCUAAGAAAUGGUUUUGCUGCUUGUGUGCGGAAUCGUGAGGAGGCAACUACCAUGUCAUAAACUUUACAGGAGAUAUUAUUAUGUAGUAAUGCCCCCAUGCCGAUAUAUAUUCCAGAAGACUGGAGCUGUGUUCAGAAGCCGUGAUUGGUCCUGCUGGAAUCUGUUUGCUGUCUUUAUGAACGUUGGUAGAAAUGUGGGCUUAUUUGGGGACAGACAUGAUUGGAAAAUGAUACUGUUUUACAUUUAUGUAUACUGGUGAACUAUAUUUGCAUGUAGCUUUAUCUUCUUGAAUCAAUGCUUGAUUCUGAGUUUAUCAUGACUGUUUGUUUCCUGUGUUCGAUUCAGUUUGAGUUUCGUUGUGAGUGUAUUUGCAUAUUUGUGCAAUGUGAAGCUUUCUGUUUUCUUUUAAAUGAAGUAAUUUUUUCCCCUUCAA